Molecule: messenger RNA, 1295 nt
Organism: Salvelinus sp. IW2-2015
Lineage: Eukaryota; Metazoa; Chordata; Actinopteri; Salmoniformes; Salmonidae
Source: RefSeq, a predicted model, not a curated record
AUGACGUAUCGUAGCAUCACCCUAGAGGAGAGGUCAUCUAUAUAUCAUGAGCACUAUUGCCGCCUUGACCCACAUGACGAUGUCCGAGGAGACUGUUAUGCGUCUGUCGUGGAGCUGACGGGGCGGCGCAACUCAUUGGUCCAGAAGUUUCUCCACCCGCGAACUUCAGUGAGGUGGCGCACCACUUCAGGAGGUGUUUGGCCAGGCGGCCAGACUCGAGACUCCCCGGCUCUGACCCAGGAGAAUCUCAACGACCCAGACUUCAUCAGACUCUGGUUCCAGAUCAAACUGAAACCCCUGCUUCCCUCCGUCCCCCCCAGCCUUCUCUCCUGCCUCAGCACCAAGAACUUCACCUGCCCCGUCUACCAAGCCCUUGUGGAGGAGCUGAGUGAACAAAUGAAGCUGAUGGACCCGGAGGACGAGCAGAUGUAUGAAAUGCACGGUCACGUGAUCUACAAACAGUUCCUGUUGCCCUUCCUGUUGAAUCACAACUCCUCAGACCCACAGUGCAUCUCUUCAGCCAGUAGCAGUGCAGACUGGCUGAUCAAGAACUUUGGUUCAUUCUCUGCAUUCGCUCCUCUGAGGGAUUUCUAUGAUCUAAAUAGUAAUUUCUCUGCUUUGUCAGCCCUGGAGGUUCUCUCUCCAAAGCAGACAGCAGAGCUGMUGGUGURGCCUCUUCCUGGUCUUCCAGGGAAAGAUGUCAUCAUCAACACAGUGUUUGACUUCCUGUCUAAGUCACCAAAGGAGAGGAGACUCCCUGAGUUCCUGUACCACCUUUCCAGGCUGUCUGUGGUGACUCCAGUCGGCUGCUCGGUCUACCAGACCAUUUUUGUGAGGCUGUACCAAGCCAUGUCAGCGUUGCCUCAAGAGAUGGAGCCAAUCAUCUGGGKCAGUGUUUAUGACCUCACAGAAUCUGCACCAAUGGAUUGUGCUCUGGUACCAGUUAACCAACAGUGUCCAGUGUCAUCACACAAUGCAACAAGAGUUUGUGCCGCAGUUGACAGUUUAUCUCUACAACAGCUCUGGGACUCUGGGAUCUCAACGGGACGUCUAUGUGACUUCAGCAUCAAACAAUACGCCUGCUCACAGCUGAAAGACCUCACAGCUGAGAACCUGGUCACACUGCUGAAAUGUAAACUAUCAGAGAAAAACACAGACUCAAAGAGACCUGGAAGCUGUUCUCACUAAAGCUUCUGCAGUUCUGGAUCAGGCUCUUGUACUUCUCUCCAACCACUGCCGUCUGCAUCAGGAGGGUUUCUGCACUGCCUCAGCACCAAGAACCUCAGCUGUGACUC